Dovyalis caffra is the source of this 2010-nucleotide messenger RNA. The record is from the annotation of a GenBank genome assembly. NCBI's taxonomy places the organism in Eukaryota, Viridiplantae, Streptophyta, Magnoliopsida, Malpighiales, Salicaceae.
AUGUCCGAAUCAGAAGAGAUCAGUCAAUAUCAGGAGAUAAGCAGUGAUGAAGAAAUGAUUCGUCCUGAAAUCACUGAUGCUAGCUCAGACAAUGGUGAUGGUUAUACUGAUAGUGAUGAUAGUGAUAGCGAUGAUACUGAAACUACAGAGAAUUAUGUUGAAGGGUUAGAGGAGAUGAAGAGUGCUGAAGAGGAAUUAGGGUUAGAGCAUGAAAUAAAUCCACAGGAUGAUAAUAUGAUCCAAAAUAAUGAAUAUGCUCCGUUCAUCACAAAUAAUCCUCAGUCUCUUCGGCAUUCUCCUCAGAGCGAGGCUGAUUCAGUGUCAUCAUCAAGCAUUCCUUUGGAAAUAAAUGAUCGAGCUAGUGACCUUCUAAUGGCAGUCUCAAUUGGUGCUGAUGUAAACAAGACAAAAAUCAUUGAGAUGGCUGUUUCAGCAAUGGAUGAGCUAGUAAGAAAGGCCCUUGCAGGAGGACCUCUAUGGCAGCACCGAAAAGAUUGUGACCUUGAGAUUCUAAAUGAAGCCGAAUAUAUAAGAGAAUUCCGUGAAUUUGAUGCAAGUCUAGGAGAGCUAAUGAGAAUGGUUGGGAUGGAAGAGCCUCAGCAUUUUGCAAACUUAUAUCAGAACAAUCGAUACACCAAUGGAGCACAGUGCAAACCCAUGUUUCAACAAGAUGCUGAAAAAGAUUUCCUUCAAACCGAAGCUUCACGACAUAUAGGGUUUGUUCGAAUGGAUGCAGCCAGCAUUGUUGAAUGCCUCAUGGAUUUGAAGCAGUGGUCAUCAGUUUUUUCUAAUAUUGUAUCUAGAGCAACGAUACUUGGAGUCUUAUCAAGGGGAGCAGCUGGGAACUAUAACGAAACGUUACAAGUGAAUCCAAUACUGUUGAUUUCUGUAGUUAGAAUUGAGUUCAUACUUGCAAUGGGAGCUGCUAUCUAUCACAUUGAAACGCAAUUAUUUGCAAGGAAUCUUCAAAUGAAGGCAGAAUUUCAUAUGCCUACUCCACUUGUUUAUAUUCGAGAGAGUCAGUUUGCAAGGUAUUGCAAGCAGUUUGGACCUGGAGCUUGGGGAGUUGUUGAUGUAUCGUUGGACAGUUUAUUCCCUUAUCCAGUUGUAAGUUUUCGGAGAAGACCAUCAGGUUGUUUAAUCGUAGAAAUGCCGGAUGGAUACUCUAAGGUUAUUUGGGUUGAGCAUGUGGAAGUGGACAAUAAAUCUGUCCAUAGAAUAUUUUGGCCAAUUGUUCUCCCUGGUUUUGCAUUUAGCGCAAUGCGUUGGGUUGCCAGCUUAGUCCGACAUUGUGAACCAAUUGGAAAUAUAAGCUCUACUGUCUUUGAUAGUGAAACAAUACCCAGAAAUGGGAAAACAAGUUUUUUGAGGCUGGCUGGUAGAAUGAUGAGAAGCUUUUAUCAAGACACCAGUGCUUCUACUGACAAUUUCUGGAUCCGAAUACCUUAUGGUGGUGCUGAAGAUUUUAGGUUAAUGACCAAGACUAUUUAUGCUCUCAAUGGAAGGCCUAGUACGACGUUAGUUUUCACAACAUCUCUUUCGAUUCCAGCUCCACCGAAGAGAGUAUUCGAUUUUCUUCGUAACGGUGAUUCUAGAAACAAGUGGGAUUUGCUUGCCCGUGGAUAUGCAAUUCAAGAGAUUAUGCAUAUCAUCAAGGGAGAAAGUCCGGAAAAUCGUGUCUCGAUCAUGCAAGUGAAUGAAACCUACAGCCAUCCAACUGGAUCCUAUGUUGUUUAUGCUCCAAUAGACCUUCGUAGCAUGGGCAUGGUGUUAGGUGGUGGAAAUCCAGAUUGUGUUAAUAUUUUGCCAUCAGGUUUUGUGAUCCAUCCUGAUGGGCCAGUAGGGAAUGGAGAGGAAACUAGAGGAAGUCUUCUUACCCUUGCUUUUCACAUUAUGGAUGGUUUAUCCACCAAGAACUCUCUUCCUGCUAAUACUGUUUAUACCAUUCAGAAAAUCCUCACAGAAACUGCUAUUCUGAUCAAGGCAGCUCUAUUAUCUGACCAUCAAUAA